Messenger RNA from Scutellospora calospora, 447 nucleotides. The record is from the annotation of a GenBank genome assembly. Lineage: Eukaryota; Fungi; Glomeromycota; Glomeromycetes; Diversisporales; Gigasporaceae.
AUGACUGGCAUGAAGUCUCUCUCAGUGGUUGAAGCUCCCACCUUUCGCGUUUGUGACAGAUGGAGAGCUGUUCCACUGCAAUCCGGUAGAGUUGAUGAAGAAACCGUGGCUGCCGGCGUCGGAACCGCCGUAGCCAAGGUUGAUGCGGACGGGUUGCCAGCCAGACCAAUUCGUAUCGUACCAAGGAAUCUCGUUGCCAGGCAACUCAAACGACUGCACGUUGUCUGGAAUCUUGUCUGUGGAGGUGCUGGUGGCGUUCAGGUAGCCAACAGCUGCGGCGGACGCGUUCUUGACGAACGUCGCAUCGUUGAGACCAGCACCGGUGUGGUAAGUUUGGACAUAGAGAUCGUUGUAGGCGCCCUUUCCGCGCUGGUGAGGCUUGACCUCAGUCUUGAGGCGGUAGUGCUUGGGCUCGCUGGUGGCAGCGAGGGUCGUCGUGGCGACUGA